Emericellopsis atlantica is the source of this 1671-nucleotide messenger RNA. RefSeq names its product Alpha/Beta hydrolase protein. NCBI's taxonomy places the organism in Eukaryota, Fungi, Ascomycota, Sordariomycetes, Hypocreales, Bionectriaceae. The transcript has 3 exons. Bases 1 to 1671 code for a protein of 556 amino acids. The record is from RefSeq and is a predicted model, not a curated record.
AUGUCGGGCCCGUCAUUGGUAGUCGGGCGUGCGGUCGUUUCUUCACCUCUUGCACAGUCUGCGCCCACAGUCCAAGUUCGUAAUGGAAGCUAUUACGGCCUGCACAACCAAGAGUAUGACCAAGACUUCUUCCUCGGCAUGCCUUACGCCCAGCCACCCGUCAACGACCUUCGCUUCAGGGUACCCCAGUCCCUCAACACCACAUGGGAGGGCUCGCGCAACGCAACCGAGUACUCUCGCCAGUGCAUAGGCUACGGGAGUGACAACUGGGUUCUCGGAAACUACAUUUCGGAGGAUUGCCUCACCAUCAAUGUCAUCCGCCCAGCCGGUACGGCCGCUGGAGACAAUCUUCCUGUGGCGUUUUGGAUCCACGGAGGUGGCUUGGUGAUGGGCGGUGGCUCCGAUCCUCGAUAUAACCUAUCUUUCAUUGUGGACCAGUCAGUCAAGAUGGAGGAGCCUAUCGUCGCGGUCAGCAUCAAUUACCGUCUCCAUGCCUGGGGUUUCCUAUACGGAUCUGAAAUCGCGGAAGAGGGUGGCUCCAAUAUCGGAUUUCGCGACCAGCGCCUCGCACUGCACUGGGUGCAGGAGAACAUUGCCGCUUUCGGCGGCGAUCCAUCGAAAGUCACCAUUUGGGGCGAAAGCGCUGGGGGAUUCAGCGUGGGCUCCCAGCUUAUUGCAUACGGUGGACGUGAUGACGGACUUAUCAAGGGCGCCGUCUUGGAGAGCGGUUGGCCAGUGUUCCCGUCGCAGAGAGGAGGCGCAACCGUCGAGCAACGGGAGCCCUACUACCAGGCUGUCGUGAACCAAACGGGCUGUUCUGAUGCUUCCGACACGUUGUCUUGCUUACGAGAGGUGCCGACUGCCGACCUCAGUGCCGUUUUCAACAGCUCUCUCCCCGGCCCUGCCCCGGCCUGGGGCAACGUGGCCGACGGAGACUUCUUUGAGCAGGCCCCAACCAAGCUGAUCCAGGAGGGGAAAUUCGUCCCUGUGCCUGUGCUCACGGGCCAGAACCAUGACGAAGGCACAGCUUUUGGCCGCCAAGGCAUCAACACUACGGACCAAUUCCUUGCCAUGCUCACCAGCACGGGAAUCAGCGCCGACACGGCAGCCGAUAUUGCGGAGCUAUAUCCCGACAUCCCGGAACUUGGCGUUCCGAACUCCCUUGUUGGACGCCCCGAGGGAGACUUGGCACUGCUUGGGGCUCAGUGGAAGCGAGUGGCAGCGUACACCGGGGAUUCCGCUAUGCACGCCCCGCGUCGUCUGGGGGUACAGAAGUUUGCGGAAAAGGGUGUUCCUGUAUGGUCUUAUAACUUUGAGGUCUACGUGAACGGAAUCCCUCCCGCCGUGGGCGCGACACAUUUCCAAGAAGUUGUGUUCGUGUUCUACAACCUUCAGGCAGAUGGUUACACAAACGCAGUGUCCGUGAACCCUUUCACGGGCAAGGGCGAGGCAUUUCCCAAACUCGCUAACUUGAUGUCGAGGAUGUGGGUGAGCUUCUUCAACCACCAAGACCCCAACUACAACAAGGUGACGUGUCUGAAAUGGCCCAAGUACAGUCUUGAAAAUCCUCAGAACCUAAUGUUCGACGUGAACGCCACUCAACUCGCUUACGUGGAGCCCGAUACUUAUCGCCAGGAGGGGAUAUCUUAUCUUCUUGAGAAUAUAUUUUAG